GUGCCCUUAGAAGGAGAGCUUGUCAGGCUGUAAGAGUGGCAGCAAAUCUUCACUUCAUGAGACAGUGAUCAAACCUCAGUGACAGUUAGUAUGAAUAUUAUAAUAGGGGCGAAUUAGCUUAUUAAUUGUCGGGAGAUAAUCUCCAUAAAUCUUCCUACCGACUAGACAAAGGAGCAAAGGCGGUGCAGCGGGGAGGAGCGCAGCGCAGUCCCGGUGGAUGAGCGCAGCGGUAUGGAGAUGUUGCGCCGCUCCUCUGUGUUCGCGGCUGAAGUGUUUGACCGCUCGCCUACGGACAAGGAGCUGGUGUCCCAGGCCAAAGCACUGUGCAGGGACUACAUCCACUCCAGGCUGAACCGUGCCGGGAUAGGCUGGUCCAAACCUGAGCACGGACUGGCUGCAUCAGGGGGGGCCCUGGGAGAGAUCUCCUCCGUGCUGCUGUGGCUGGGUGAUGAGUUGGAGUACCUUCGACCCAACGUGUACCGUAACGUAGCGCGACAACUCAACAUCACCGUGGCGUCAGAGAACAUCGUGUCGGAUGCUUUCCUGGCCGUGGCAGCAGAUAUUUUCUCCACAGGUGUGACAUGGGGGAAGGUGGUUUCUCUGUACGCUGUGGCCGGAGCCUUGGCAGUGGAUUGUGUUCGCCAUGGACACCCAGCCAUGGUUCAUACCAUUGUGGACUGCAUGGGGGAGUUUGUGCGCAAGAGCCUGAGCUUGUGGUUAAAAAGGAAAGGGGGCUGGGUGGAUGUUACAAAGUGCGUGGUAAACACUGAUCCCAGCUUCCGCUCCCACUGGCUGGUGUCUGCCGCCUGUGCCUUUGGACACUAUGUGAAGGCCACCGUGCUGUACCUCCUCAGGGAGAAGUGAGAGACAAAGUCACACACUGGAUUAAGCACUCUGAGCAGCACUGUACACUAGCAGCACUCCACUGAAGCAUCACUGCUUUGGAUUAUGUUUACACUCAUCUGCACUGAGCCUUCAUGGAUGAACACCCAGACCUUCAUGAGAAACCAGACUCUGUUGUUCUUUUUACAUUGUAUAUUUAUUGUUAAUGGGUAUGUUAUGACACACAUUUGAUUUGAAUUAUUAAAUCACACAAUGUUUUUAGCUUUGAAUUUUUCCUGCACUUUUUUUGCUGUGUUCGGCAGUGGUUUAGAUCCCCCUAGUGGUUGAAAAUAGUAACUACUGUAAAUAAAUGAGAUCUUGUUUUUUCACAUCUCACCUAGAUGUCAUUUAAUAACCAACAGGUUCGUGCAUGCUGGGUAAAUGUAGAAUACAACAUGUGUCAGCGUACUAAGGGACGGUAACAAAUAUAUUAUUUUCAAUAGUGAAACAAGCAGUGCUCACUCAGACAGUAGUUCUUUACAAUCAUCGCAACUUAUUCAUGUUCUGUAUAUUGCAGUAAUGCAGGUUACAGUUUAUAUUUCUCUGAGUUUCAGCACUUUAAUAACAUUUCAUUUAUUAAGUAAAAUGUAUUCAUUCAUUGUUCAUAUUCUGCAACUGUAAAUAUUAACAAAAUAAAUAGUUCUGACAAAAAUCUGUCAAGUCAGCAGCACUUAUUGUUAGUACAUUUUUAUUAUUUUUUUCCACAAAGUAGUUAGACCAUUGAAUGAGGAAAGGAAAUACGUCUUUCUCCAACAUGUUUGAGAGAAAAUAAAUACAUGUUACUCUGUUGUGGAAA
Messenger RNA from Eleginops maclovinus (Patagonian blennie), 1678 nucleotides. RefSeq names its product BCL2 family apoptosis regulator BOK a (gene boka). Gene Ontology annotation, biological process: regulation of apoptotic process; extrinsic apoptotic signaling pathway in absence of ligand; intrinsic apoptotic signaling pathway in response to DNA damage. Gene Ontology annotation, cellular component: mitochondrial outer membrane. Gene Ontology annotation, molecular function: protein heterodimerization activity; protein homodimerization activity. NCBI's taxonomy places the organism in Eukaryota, Metazoa, Chordata, Actinopteri, Perciformes, Eleginopidae. Bases 232 to 864 code for a protein of 210 amino acids. The record is from RefSeq and is a predicted model, not a curated record. The transcript has 5 exons.